AUGAAAUCUGCGUUUCAGAGCUUCAAGCUGAACGUGGACGGUCACAGCGUUCUGAAGGAGAACGUUCUGGAGGAAGGAAGAGCCCUGCUCGCUGUCAUCACCUCCCACCAAUCAGGUCUGAAGGAUAUCCUCCACAUGGUUUCCAGCCAAUGGGAUCAGCUGCAGCGGCAGAUCCGGCGCCAACACGGCUGGAUGCUCCGCGCCCUCCGCUGCAUUCAGGCCCGCCUCCUCUACACGGGCCAAUCGCACGAGCUCUUCGCAGCCUCGACUGAGCCGUCAGCGAGUUGGCAGAGUCCGAGUCCGGCGGACGGCCUCAAGACUGAACUGAUCUCCAGUCAGCGAGAGGCUCAGCGAGCCGCUCUGGAGCAGAUGGCCGUCAAACUGAGCAGCCUGUGCUACCCCUCAUCCACCAGCAGGAGGCACUGCACUCAGAUGGCCAGAAGCAACAGUCUGCAGGAGUUCGAGGCCGAGUACCAGGAGCUCUGGGACUGGCUGAUGGACAUGGACGCCAUGGUGAUGGACAGUCACCAGCUGAUGAUGUCAGAGGAGCAGAGACAUCAACUCUUCAAG
This is a messenger RNA of Paralichthys olivaceus (Japanese flounder), 570 nucleotides long. The record is from RefSeq and is a predicted model, not a curated record. Lineage: Eukaryota; Metazoa; Chordata; Actinopteri; Pleuronectiformes; Paralichthyidae.